AUGAAAAUUCUAAUCAUUAAUGGUUAUGGCAAGAGUUAUAAAGGCAUGAAGAAUUUUGAACAAUACAAAUUGAUCAUCAAGGAAGCUUUGCUAAGUAAAAAGGAGAUGAUCGAUACUGAAAUCGAUUUCAUAAUACGUGAUAGAGACUCCAUUGAUGAUUUGUUGUAUGAAAUUGAUAGUUCUUUUGUGAGAGUAGAAUGCGGCAAAAUGUUCGAUUCAAUUGAUAUCAUAUUUUUUGAGGGUGAUGCAAAUCUUAGACCAUGGUCUCCAAAUGCAUAUAAAGUAUUUAGCUCCAAAUACAUUAGUAUUUAAUUUUGUUGAGAAUGUGUCUCAGAAGUAACAAGAUCAUCUUUGCAUCAUCAUUCGCCAUGUAAGGCUUGGUUUUCUUGAUAGCUUCAAAUGUUGAAUGUGUAUUAAUAAUGAUAUUUACUAGUAAAUAAGCGUUAUUAAUGGAUUGAAUGGAGGGUAGUUGGGUGAUCUUUCUAAGAUCAAAAAGGAUUUGACUGAUAUAAAGUAGACAGAUUUCUUUCUUGAUAAUGUAACAGGAGAUUUGUAUGGAUUCAACUAUGAUACAGGUGAAUGGGUGAGUAAAGGAAAUGCUGGAAUUCAUUUUAGAAAAGCUGCUGAAGAAUUUAAAACCAUUGGCAAAUACAUAAUGAAGGCACCUCAAUACAAGGUUAAAGGAAUGAAGGAACUGGACACUCUCUAUGUAUCUAAAGAAAAUGAAAUUGUAUGUUCUUUGAGAAAAAAUCAAAUGCAUCAUUUCUUAUUUAAUGAUGUUCCAUUUGAGUUUGUUGUCCCUUACAAAAAUUCAUGGGAUGUACAUCCAUUCAAUUUCGUGAACCCUAAAAAGACUUUUUAGACUUUGGCUGAUUGUACUAAAGGUACAUAUUUGAUUUCUCUAUUUAUAGGUCCUUUGAUUAUACAGAUAUCAGACAAUAUUAUAGGUACGUAAUUUGCUGUAAAAAGAAAAUACAAGGAUACGACUGUUGUGUUGAAGAAUUUCAUGGGAUAUCAAUUGACUAAAUUAUGUUCAGGAUAGGCUCACUCAAUACCAAUUGAAAUUGCAUCAAUUAAGCAAAAUGAUAAUGCUAUGGACAUAUUUCUAGAACACAUGAGUAAGAAUAAAUAUUAGGCUCAUUAAAAAACAAUAAAAUUUAAUGUGAUUACUGAAUUUCAUCAUGCUGGUUAUGCUGCCAAGAAAUCUAAUAAACUAGAUGUCGUUGUAAAUAAUGCAAUAGGCAAGAGAAGAUUCAAAUAGCAAAUGCAAAAAUUGCCAAGUAAAGAAUUAGAUAAGAUAUUAACAGUAUGAAAUAUAUUCUAUUUAGAAUGAUAAUUCAUAUAGAUAGACUGCUAGAACUUCUAACAAUUAAUCUCGAAAAGUUGUUUCAUUUACUAAUUCUCAAACUGGGUUAAACUCUCCCUUAAAAGGGUAAACUUUAACUUAAUUUGACGAUCAAUUUGAGCAAAAAAUAUAAUUCCAUAAAACCUCAGGAGAGAUAAUGAAAUUACUUCAUCCAUCAAUUGAUGAUGCCUUAGUGGAGUAGAAUAACAAACAUGUUUGGGUGCCAGGUUUCUUAUCCCAAAGUCGUGGGAUGAAAUUGUCUAAUCACAAUUCCAAAGAAGGUUGGAAUUCGAAGUUAACGAUAAGAUAGCCCUUCUAGAAUCAAAUGCAAUUCGAAACAUAACAAUUUGAUAAUGUUUACAAGACUCAGAAACAACUUGAAUUAGAAGAAGAGAGGGAGAGAAGCAAGAAGAUAAUUGGACCCAAAUAAUUCCGUUGUGGCACACCCGCAUAAGCCAAUUUGAUUACAGCACACAUGAGUAGAAAUUAAUCAUUGCCAUAACAUCAAUUUAGAAUGAUAGAAAAAGAGAAAUGGAUCUCUCCGCAAGAUUUUAAAAUUUGA
Molecule: messenger RNA, 1907 nt
Organism: Paramecium octaurelia
Lineage: Eukaryota; Ciliophora; Oligohymenophorea; Peniculida; Parameciidae
Source: the annotation of a GenBank genome assembly